AUGGGUCAAGGAAAUUCUAAAUUAUCAAGUGAUGAUAUUAAAAAAAUAAUGAGCAAAACUAAUUAUACUAGUGAGCAAGUUAGUCAAAUCUUAAAGGAUUAUCAAUCAGUUAAUCAAGAUAGUAAAGGUCUUUCAUUGGAAGAGUUUAAAUCAUUCUUUUCAAUUAGAUUUAAAGAUUAUGAUGAUGCUUCAAUUUUACAUAUGUUCAAAAUUUUCGAUAGCGAUAAAAAUGGUAGAAUUAGUUUUAAAGAAUUUGUUGGUGCAUUAUUUAUAAUUACAAAAUCACCAGUUUCAGAUAAACUUUCAUUUUUAUUCGAUAUGUUUGAUCGUGAUUUAAAUGGAUAUUUAGAUUUAGAGGAAAGUUAUAAUAUCCUUAAAUUAGCAUUAAAUACAAGUGUUGGUUUAGGUUUCGAUGUUAGUCAAGCUGGAAGUUUUGCUGAAGGUUUAUUAAAUAGUAUGAAUAGAAAUUCACAUGGUGGUAUUACAAAAGAAGAAUUCAUUAAAAAAGCCUCUGUCAAUGAUACCUUUGUUAGAAUGUUAUGUUUAUAUCAAAGCUAUGAUACUUUAUUAUACUAA
Molecule: messenger RNA, 576 nt
Organism: Dictyostelium discoideum AX4
Lineage: Eukaryota; Evosea; Eumycetozoa; Dictyosteliales; Dictyosteliaceae
Gene: cbpL
Product: NCS-1/frequenin-related protein
Exons: 3
Coding region: 1-576 (191 amino acids)
Molecular function (GO): calcium ion binding
Source: RefSeq, a predicted model, not a curated record